This is a messenger RNA of Musca domestica (house fly), 2582 nucleotides long. RefSeq names its product nucleoside hydrolase. The record is from RefSeq and is a predicted model, not a curated record. NCBI's taxonomy places the organism in Eukaryota, Metazoa, Arthropoda, Insecta, Diptera, Muscidae. Gene Ontology annotation, molecular function: hydrolase activity, hydrolyzing N-glycosyl compounds. The transcript has 6 exons. The coding region runs from base 674 to 1738 and encodes 354 amino acids.
UGCUGUUCUGUCUGCCUGUCUUCUCCACAGCGGCAGCUGAUUUGUUGCGCGCCGUUGGACAGUAAACAAAAGAAACUGCGAAAGGAGGAAGAGAAAUUAAAUUUAGUUGUCGUUCUUCUCUGUCCAGUUGAUGUUGUCGUCGUUGUCUUCUUCGUUUGCGGUGAAUAAACUUUUGUGUGUUUUGAAUAGAAAAUUUAAUUCAAGCCAUUUGUUUUUUUUUUUAUUUGAUAAUCGUUUCUGUUGUGGGAGUGACAUGUGAAUGCAGCUGAAUUUGGAAGAAACGCAAAUCAAGAGAUUAGAAAAACGAAUUGUGUUCCAAAAUCUAUUGAAUCUGAGAGAAAUAUGCUCUAGUUAUUUUUCGAAUACCUAACUACCUACUAUAUUCCUGUGUAUUAUUUAUUGUUUGUGCCGAAAUCUUUUAUUUACCAAAUUUUAGUGGAAUUUUUUUCUGUCGUUCUGAGAAAACUAAACUGAAGGACUGACGAUUUAAAAUUCAGAGUAGUCACACAACAGCUAAAUAAUCCAUGACAACAUAUCUACCUACCUGUAAACUAUAUUGAGAGCAAAUUUAAACACCUACCAACGCACAUUUCGAAUCCCAAAAUUCCAACCAAUUUGACAGAAAAUCAAAUAAUCCCGAAGAGCAUUUACGACGAAGAAAAUCCUUUAAAUCAUGACAACAAACUAUGUGAUAUUUGACUGUGAUGGUGGCAGUGAUGAUGCCUGGGCAUUAUUGUUGCUGCUAAAAGCGGAAGCCGAAAAACAGUUGAUCCUUCUUGGUAUCACAAUAUGUGGUAGUGGAAAUACUACGCUGCACAAUGCCGCCUACAAUAUGCUAAGGAUACUGAAGGCCUGUGGCCGAGAUGAGAUUCCAAUAUUUUUGGGCGCCACUGAUCCUCUGCUACCACCCUUCGAUAAAGAAGUUAGGCCAAUGUUCCAUGGCAAAGAUGGUUUUGGUGAUGUUUUGCCGCAGGAUGAGGAUAUUGAUGUUCACGAAAUGGUCGAGGGAGAGCAUGCGGUGGCGGCCAUACAUCAGUUUUGCAUAGAGAAUCCCAAACAGGUUACCGUCAUAGCGGUGGGACCCCUAACGAAUAUUGCCUUGUGUUACUCCAUGUAUGGCAGGGAUUUUUCGGAAAAUAUUAAAGAACUGUACAUUAUGGGUGGAAAUCAUCAAGGAGUUGGCAACUAUACCCGUGCUGCAGAAUUUAAUUUCUACUCCGAUCCCGAGGCAGCCCACAUUGUCUUGACCAAAAGCAAAUGUCCCAUAACAAUACUGCCAUGGGAGCCAUGCAUGGAUGAUAAAUUCUUUAUAUGUAUUAAAUGGCGUCUCGAACAUUUUGGCUGUUUGGCUGCGCGCGAAAACCCUGCCGUUGAAAUGCUAAAUGCCGUCGAAGCUUCUCAGUAUCUGAAACCCGGUUUCAAAGGUUGGAAUCCCUGCGAUGCCAUUCUGGUCGCUGCCUUUCUAUUCAAUAAACAAUUGGUACGCAAAGAAAGCCUAUGGCAUUGUAUUGUCGAUUUGAGCGGCCAUACCCGUGGACAAAUGGUUCUCGAUCAUUUACAGGAAGUCGAUAAGAAUCCGAAAAAUGUACGCAUUAUUGAAUUGGUGGAGGCGGAAUUCUUUAAAAGUGCCGUCGAAUGGGGUACCGGCUUGAAGGAAUUCAAGUUGAGCACCUUUACCGAUGUCGGCGGCAAGGAGAGUGAGGUGGAAGUGAAACAGGAAAAUGGUAAUUGUAAUUGAUCCAGAUGUCAAAUAAUUGAUUGUUUAUGCCAAGAUCAUAAGAAAGCGUGUAAUUAAUAUUAUUCUAAAUUGUAAAUAAUUUGGAUGUUUAUAUGUUUAAUAAGUGUCAAGCAUUUUAAGAUUUAUAUUAAUUAUAGUUUUAAGCGACAGACUAAGGCCAACCUUGUAGGCGACAAAUUCAUAGCCUUUGGAAUUUAAUGUUCUUUUUUUAAAAUAUUAAAAUGUUAAGCAUUUCCAUGGUAGAAUUAAUAAGGUAAAGUCAAGCAAUCUAAUGUUUACAAUUUUUUAAUUAUUCCUUUGACAACAACAUCUCAUUGUCAAAAAGUGUAUUUGUGAAUCCGUUAUUGGUCUGUUCCAGAAUUGCAAGAAUGUAAAAAUAUUUACAUCUAUAACCGAUUUUCCCUUUAUGAUAUCGGAAAAGUUUGCAAAAAUGGUAGAUUCCUGCAGGUUUUGGAACAUAUCAUUUAUAUACACAAGUCAGACAGGGGAACCUAUAUUCAAUGAAGUAAACCCGUUGACAUUUGAUAUGUUCCAGAACACUUAGAAUGUAAUUUUUUUACAACGAUAAACAAUUUUUCUUUUAUGAUAUCAAAAAAAGUGCAAAACUAGUGGAUUCUUGCAGGUUCUGGAACGGAGCAAUUAUAAAUUACAAUAAAUGCAGAGAUGGAUAUGUUUAUUUGAAAUGACUUUAACUUCUUAAUUUUACCAUCAGCAUUUCCGAAAUGAAUAUGGUUCAUAAUUAUGAAUUAUUGCAUAAAAUUAACUAUGACUAUGUAAAUGUUUUCCUCUAACGAUAAAAUAAACAUGACGAAUCAUGACAAAAUAUGUUAUGGGAUAACUUCAA